ACCGGUUCUAUUAAAAUUGCGAAUAUUUUCCUGCCGCACAAAAUUCCACAACGGCAAUUUGCCGCUAUUAAAAUUUUGGUAGAAAAAUUCCGUUUUCCGGAAAGCGGUAUACCUCCACUUACCGCCAACCUUAUAUAUAUAUAGGUAUAUGUACAUAUAUGCAAAAUGUAUUAUAAACCCCAAAAUAAAUUUCGUUGCAGUUUAUAUGCCUACUGUGUCCCACUGUGCAAGAACAAAUAUUAGCACAUUAAAAUCAUAUACUUUCCUCUGCUUACCAAUUUUUGCCGUUGGUCGCAUAGUUCGUUGAACUUGGCUUAACAAAGUGCCGAAAACAUAAGUGCAUUUUUCCACCUAUACCAUAUGUACAUACGUUCGCACAUAUAAGCAUUUUUAUAAGUUGCAUUUUCUGCAACUUCGUAUAAUAGCUAAGAGAGUCGCUGUUGUUCAUCGGACAAUAUUGUCCACACAUACCAAACGCACGCUUAUUUUCAUAUCUUUCUACCUCGCCUUUCUUUGCUGCACUCACCAAGCUAAGAGAACGUAAAUCAAAGCCCGCUCUCCGACUUAAAUACGUUCGGUACCAAGAACCCACCUCUGCGGUGAGCGGCUCUUUACGUAUUCUUAUAUCCACUUGUGCAUUCCCGCACACAUACAUACAUACGCACUGUAAUAUAAAACAAACUCUCUGGGUUUUCGUACUUGUUCACCCACCACUGCGGUGACAAAGCGUAGCUUAGCCAUAUCUUCGGCUUCAUAUGUAAAUAUUUGCACAUACAUACCUACACUAUAAUCAACAAAUUCUCUGUUGUUUUCGUUUCUUGACUCACCGCUGCUGUGGCAAAGCAUAGCUUAGCCAUAUACUCGGCUUCAUACGUAAAUUUUUGUACAUACCUACAUACGUAUAUUUUUACAUUCCACAUAUUCUGCACAUUUGUACAUGCGUGCUAACAAAGAAUAUCGUCACACGAAUAUUAUCCAUAACGCGAUAAGAAGUGAGUUCAAGAUAUCAGAUACAUGCAACCCAGGAGGGAAAGCUCCCGAAUUGCGUUGGUCUAGAUACUUUUUCAGUAUUUACAUAAUUAUUUAUAUCACAUUAAAUAUUUAUACAUACGUAUAUUUCACCACGUAUAUAACAGUGAAAACUGUUUGUGAUUUUGUUUCUCUUACAAAACAUUUUCUUUUUUCUCAAAUCCAUAUUCCGCGGAUUUAAUUGGGACGCUCCGUUUUCCACGUUAAAAAGUGCUGAACCAAAGAUUAAAGCAAAUACAACUUCACGUAAUUUGCAAGAAACAAAAACACAAACACCGCCACAAGAUCUUAUAAUUUUUUCUUGAUUUUCUGUGGCACAAAGUGCAAUUUUUCCGUUUGACACAAAUUUUCUUAUUUUUUUGCGAACGAUACCUGGGUGGUACUCAGCUAUUUUUAAUUAAAUCUUUUAUUCAAAAUGCCACUUGGACACAGUCCACCAAAAAUGUCUGAAAUCGAGACAAGGUCAAAAAAUGCUUCGCAAGAAGCCACCGGUGGUAAGAGGGAACCCUCACCGCGCCGAAAAUCCAAAACUUUUGACCCAUCCGCUCAAAAGUUUAUAGCGGAAAGUGACAGUAUCAUGAGAUACUGUGCAAAAUUCAGUGAUGCACCGAUCCAAGACCACACUGAAUCAUAUCUUAUGAUAAAAGACAAAUCACUAGAUGAUUGUUGGGCACGGCUUCAGUCCGCCUAUGAUUUGGUUUUUUCAAAGCCAGAUGACAGCCUACCCGAAAACUUUAAGAAUUCGGUAGAAUGCAAGUACUUCACUUGCCUUGAAUUAUAUGAGGUGACCAAAGCUAAAAUUGCCGAUCAACUGUCGUUGAUUAGAGCAAUCGCCGCACCGAGUCCACCACCUCGCGUGGAACACACCUCGGCAGAGGCAAACGUUUUCCUCCAAGUCCCACCUUGUGACACGGAGACAUUUUACGGCGGUUACGAAGAAUGGCCCGCUUUUCGUGACAUGUUCACAGCGGUGUACAUCAACCUCCCGAAGCUCUCCCGUGCUCAAAAAUUGUAUCACAUCCGAUACAAAACCCAAGGUAAAGCUGGCUUCAUCGUCAAGCAAUAUCCGCUCAGCGACGAUAACUUCGAGCUGGCCUGGGAAGCUUUACGGUCAUGAUACGAAAACAAACGUAUCCUG
Rhagoletis zephyria (snowberry fruit fly) is the source of this 2167-nucleotide messenger RNA. RefSeq lists its product as uncharacterized. Lineage: Eukaryota; Metazoa; Arthropoda; Insecta; Diptera; Tephritidae. The record is from RefSeq and is a predicted model, not a curated record.